AUGCGCGACAAUGGAAGUUACUUCCUAGGACAUCGAUUUGACAUUUCUCGCCGGUCAAUCAGCCUGUGGCUUAUCGAUUUUAAUCUAGUUCGAGAAGAGGUUGAAGGCAACCGACCAUUCUCUUACGAGCCUACUGGAUUGGUUCAAUCCGUUCCAUUCUUCUUCAACUCUCAAUUGCAGGUUUAUACGCACAGCGGAGAGGUCUUUGGGAUGUUGAACUGCGGCGACAGACGAAAGGGCAAAAUCAACUCAUCAUGUAUAUUUGAUAUUUUCAAGGAUAUCAAAGACCUCACUGGCGCCGCCGAGGUGAGGAUUGCCCCAUGUCCAACCUGA
Molecule: messenger RNA, 333 nt
Organism: Penicillium roqueforti
Lineage: Eukaryota; Fungi; Ascomycota; Eurotiomycetes; Eurotiales; Aspergillaceae
Exons: 4
Coding region: 1-333 (110 amino acids)
Source: RefSeq, a predicted model, not a curated record